This is a messenger RNA of Hibiscus syriacus, 785 nucleotides long. RefSeq names its product dof zinc finger protein DOF1.2-like. Gene Ontology annotation, molecular function: DNA binding; DNA-binding transcription factor activity. Gene Ontology annotation, biological process: regulation of DNA-templated transcription. The transcript has a single exon. Lineage: Eukaryota; Viridiplantae; Streptophyta; Magnoliopsida; Malvales; Malvaceae. The coding region runs from base 1 to 759 and encodes 252 amino acids. The record is from RefSeq and is a predicted model, not a curated record.
AUGUUCAUGUUUAGUGACCAGCAGAUGUUGCAGUGUGAUCCUACUGUUCCAGUGUUUUCUAUAGAGAGAAAGUGGAAAUCCAAUGUUGAAAUCGCUCCCAAUUGUCCACGUUGCACUUCUCCCAACACCAAGUUCUGUUAUUACAACAAUUAUAGUUUGUCUCAGCCUAGGUACUUCUGCAAAGGUUGCCGAAGGUAUUGGACUAAAGGUGGUUCCCUUCGGAACGUGCCGGUCGGAGGCGGCUGUCGGAAGAGUCGACGGGGCAAGUCUAGCAGGGAAAGGCUGGAGAAACAAGGUCGAAUUUCGAUGAAUUACGGUAAGAAUUCAAGUAGUUCUUCUGAUGGGGAUCAACCGGAUAUCGAUCUAGCCAUUGUUUUCGCCAAGUUCUUGAACCAUAACGCCAGCUUUGAUCAGCCUUAUCAGCCUAAUGAUUCAUCAAUGCGGUGCCAGAAACCAGUUGUUCAUUCAAUUCCAGAGUCUUGUAUCUUUCAAGAAACGCGGGAAACCGAUGAGAUCGAGGCGUUCGGGUUACAAGAUUUGUUAGCAGCUGAUGAUCAAAUGGCGUUGCUGGAUGGUUUGUGGGCCGACCAUGAUGUUGCUGCAACAACAACGCCAGACUUUGAAUGGCAACCAAUAGUGCAAAUGCAACAGUUUGAAUCCUUUCCAGUGGAUGAUCAACUGAAGGUUUCUGCAAAUUUAUUGAAUGAAGAGUGGGGUUCCUUUGAUCUUUCAGGGUUUGGAGUUCAUUCAAAACCUUGAAGUUGAAGGAACUUUUCCAAUUUCUU